Messenger RNA from Panicum hallii, 2052 nucleotides. Its product is annotated as probable protein phosphatase 2C 52. Gene Ontology annotation, biological process: protein dephosphorylation. The coding region runs from base 245 to 1741 and encodes 498 amino acids. The record is from RefSeq and is a predicted model, not a curated record. Lineage: Eukaryota; Viridiplantae; Streptophyta; Magnoliopsida; Poales; Poaceae. The transcript has 9 exons. Gene Ontology annotation, molecular function: protein serine/threonine phosphatase activity; cation binding. Gene Ontology annotation, cellular component: nucleus; cytosol.
GGGCGAGAGCAUGCUCCUCUCCUCCUCUUCUUCCCUUGCCUGGGCUUCAUCUGAUCUCACCUCACGCGCACACUCCCCCGAUCACUCCCCCCUUCUCCGCCUCCAGCUCACACCCACCGCCCCACCCCUUCUUCCCCCUCGCACUCAAAUCCAGAGCCUCGCAGAUCCGCCGCCUCCCCGAUCCGAUCGCCUCCGCCUCCUCCCGAUCGGAUCCCGCAGGGUUUGGGUGUCUGCGGCGAUUUAGAUGGUUUACGAUGGCGCCGUGAAGGACCAGGAGAGCGCGGCAAACACAGCGUCGGCAUCGUCGGCGGUGACGGAGGCAUCGGGGGAUUCGCCCGCGGCGUCGGAGGCGGCGGCGGUGAGCACGAGGCCCUCGGCGAGGCCGCCGCACGAUAAGAGACUCGGCGUGCGGCACCCCUUGAAGCACCGCCGGUUCCGUGCCGGGGGGAAGAUGAUGGUGGAGCCAGGAGGGGUGCCCCCCGCUCAGGCUGUGGCAGAAGGGGAGGAGGAGGAGGAAACCAGCGAGGUGGAAGAGGACGAGGCGGAGGAGGAGGAGGCCUCGUCCACGGAGACGGAGAUGCAGGCUGCCGAUGUGGAGGUGUCAUCCGCGCCGGCAGCAGGGGUACAAGCGAUGGAGGUGGACGGGGGCGAAAUGGAGGCAUCACCUGAGCCAGCGGUGGCUGUGGGGGACACAGAGUUGGAGGCCCAGCAAGAAGAGGAGGAUGAGGUUUCAUCCAUAGCAGUGGCACAGGGGGAGAGGAAGCAGGAGGCCACACCUGCAACGUCUACCGUACUAGCUGUGGAGGCGCCCAGGGAGAAGGAUCAGGAUAAGGAGAGGGAGGAGAAGGAGAAGAGGGACAAGGAGAGGGAAAGGCAGAAGGAGAGGGAGAGGGUGGAUGAGGUUGGCUAUAUGAGUGGAGGAUGGAAGAGUGUUGACGGAAGUCUGAAUUGUGGGUAUUCAAGUUUUAGAGGAAAAAGGGCAAGCAUGGAAGAUUUCUAUGAUAUAAAAUCAUCUAAAAUUGAUGAUAAACAAAUAAGUCUCUUCGGAAUUUUUGACGGUCAUGGCGGUUCACGUGCUGCUGAGUAUUUGAAGGAGCACUUGUUUGACAACCUCAUGAAACAUCCGGAGUUCAUGAAAGAUACAAAAUUAGCUAUAAGUGAAACAUAUAGAAAGACAGAUUCAGAGUUCUUGGAUGCUGAAAGGAACUCUCAUAGAGAUGACGGGUCAACUGCAUCAACAGCAGUGUUGGUUGGUGAUCAUCUUUAUGUGGCAAAUGUUGGAGACUCAAGAGCUGUUAUAUCGAAGGCUGGCAAAGCUAUUGCGCUAUCUGAAGAUCACAAGCCGAACAGAAGUGAUGAGAGGAAGCGAAUUGAGAGUGCUGGUGGGAUAGUUAUGUGGGCUGGAACAUGGAGGGUAGGUGGCGUACUUGCGAUGUCUCGGGCAUUCGGCAACCGUCUGCUAAAGCAAUUUGUUAUUGCGGAGCCUGAGAUUCAGGAACAAGAAAUAAAUGAUGAAUUGGAGUUUCUGAUUAUAGCUAGUGAUGGGCUGUGGGAUGUGGUUCCGAAUGAGGAUGCGGUUUCACUUGUGAAGAUGGAGGAGGAACCCGAGGCAGCAGCCCGGAAGCUGACAGAGACUGCAUUCUCCCGCGGGAGCGGCGAUAACAUCACGUGCAUAGUUGUGAAAUUCCAGCACGACAAGCUGAGCGGCGAUUCUCCCUCGCCUUCCGGCGACAAGAGUUGAUUCCAUUUGUUGUUGGUUAUACAUGUUGUCGGUCCUUUCACCUUAAGCCGGAUUUUCCUGGCCCCCCAUCCAUGGUGGUCCCCUUAUAGCGGCGCGGCUGGUACUUAAAUGAGUCGGUUCAUGUUCGUUGCUUGUCUAUAUAUCCCCCCUAAUUUUGGUCCUCCGGUGGGUUACAGGUCGCAGUGCUAUUUACAGAUACGUUCACCACUGGUUCUUCCUACACUGCAUUGCUGUAGUAGUUGCUGUUGUAUUAAUGACUGUUAGGAAGGGAAGUCCCAGCCCGAUCCCGGUGUCUUCUUCUGCUGAUUGCU